Molecule: messenger RNA, 982 nt
Organism: Paramecium octaurelia
Lineage: Eukaryota; Ciliophora; Oligohymenophorea; Peniculida; Parameciidae
Source: the annotation of a GenBank genome assembly
AUGAUAAUUUUAGGUCCAAUUACAUCAAUGUUAUUAUACAUAACUGUUUAGAUUUCAAAUGUGACUUUGUAUGAGAAAUAAAUAUCAAUAUUGAUAUCAAGAGUCUCAUACAAAGCGGCAGAAAAAGCUAUCGAUAAACUAUUAGACAUUAAGUCUGUCCUAUCUGAACCAACUUAAUUGGUUUGGAAAAAAGUUAAUUAUUUUGAUCUUAUUUAUGAAAGUAAAGAGAACAAUAGUGAACAAAAUAAAGAAAUAGUAGCCAAGAGUAUAAGACAACUCCAGCAACGCGAUCUAAUUAUUAAGUACAAAAUCUAAAUCAAAAUCGAAAAGAAAUUAUCAAAGCAACUCACAUGCCCAAAGAAUCUAUGAUCUAAAUUUGAUUAAUAAAGUUAACUAUUUUUAUGUGAUAGGGGCAUGGUUCUUACUUUGCAUAUUUGCGAUUGGUUCUAUACUUGUAACCGUGAAUUAAGUAUCGGAUAUUAAACCAACACUCAAUUUAAAUUUUUAACUGAUCAGAUUUAAAUUUAGAUUUGAUUCAUUAGUUGCUUACAGUGAAAUCAUUAAAAGUGAACAAAUGAUAGAAUAAUACUUAUAAAGUUAAUAUCAAAAUUUAGAUAUGUAAAUAGAUAUUAUAAUUGAACUAUUCAAUUAAUUAUAUAAUGGAUUCUAAGAUAGUGUGAAAUAAAUCUAUGAUUCUUUGAUUGAGAAUUCAGGAUUAAUGUAAGCAUAAAAAACAGAAUUGCUCAUGUAUUUUGAAUAAGGUUUGUGCAAUUUCAUGAGUUCAGAAAUUCCUUUUUGCAAUAUCUAAAUACAUAGUGAUGAUAAUUUUACUGUUCCUUAAACCUUUAUCAACUAAUAUGGUUUACCUGCAGCAGAAGAUAAUAAUUAUGAAUAUAUUUCUGGUAGAAUCAUCAAUAUGGUUUAAGAAUUCAGUAAGAAAUUGUAGAUGUACUAUUCUACUGAAUUGGUGAGUAGAGUAUGA